ACAGCCACAGCACAUCGUAGGAACCAUUAAGUUGGGAGGAACCUUCCAUCGGCGAGAGUGUUCUGUAGGGAAGGUAAACGGUGUUCGGAACGUCUGCCUACAAACAACACCAGAGAGGUCCAUAUAUACACGCCGAUUAGAACAUUAUGCUUACUUUCUUCAGUGUUUGAUUAAUAUAAGUAACGUAACGUUAAAGAAUCACAAAUGAGGGCCGCCAUUAACCAGAAGUUAAUUGAGAUGGGUGAGAGGGAGAGGUUAAAGGAGUUGCUUCGAGCCAAGCUCAUCGAGUGUGGCUGGAGAGAUCAGCUCAAAGCCCUCUGUAAAGAGGUGAUCAAGGAGAAAGGAAUAGAGAAUGUUACUGUAGAAGACUUGGUCGCUGGAGUAACUCCCAAAGGAAGAGCACUGGUGCCUGACAGUGUAAAGAAAGAGCUCCUGCAGAGAAUAAGAGCCUUCCUCUCCCAGCACUCGACAUGAUGCUCAGCAUAUCUAAGAAUACUCGGGAGUAUGUCAUUUAUGUAUUGACACAAUGCCAGAAAGCUAUGUUGAACUGUUUUCAUGAUGUGAUUUCACUCUUCAUUGUGUAUUUUUGUUACUGCCAAUAAAGGUUGAUCAUGUUUGUACAUAUA
Molecule: messenger RNA, 626 nt
Organism: Carassius gibelio (silver crucian carp)
Lineage: Eukaryota; Metazoa; Chordata; Actinopteri; Cypriniformes; Cyprinidae
Product: transcription and mRNA export factor ENY2
Exons: 5
Coding region: 205-474 (89 amino acids)
Biological process (GO): poly(A)+ mRNA export from nucleus; positive regulation of DNA-templated transcription; regulation of transcription by RNA polymerase II
Cellular component (GO): nuclear pore; SAGA complex; DUBm complex
Molecular function (GO): transcription coactivator activity; chromatin binding
Source: RefSeq, a predicted model, not a curated record